GCAGUUGAAACGGUGAAACCAUCUGAAAACUUUCUGUUUUCCACAAAACUCAAUAAAAUUCUUUCGCCAUUUAAUUGAAUAAUUAAAUUUCUGACACGAUGUCGUUAAACCGUUUUAUGCAUCCGCGAAACAUUUACAAAUCCCCGCCGGAUUUCCGUAAACUCUCCGCAACUAAUCCGGAUCUGGCGGAGUACAUGAGCAUCGAUGCGGAGCGCAACACCGUCUCCUACAACUUCGACAAUCCCGCGGCACUCCGCGCACUGACAUGCGCGCUGCUGCGCCAGGACUUUGGUUUAUCGGUGGAUCUGCCGUUGAAUCACCUCAUCCCCACCGUGCCCAAUCGGCUGAACUACGUUCUGUGGGUGGAGGAUCUGCUGGAGAGUCAGGGAUUGACGACGGGGGAGGUUUGGGGAUUGGAUGUGGGUGCGGGUGCGUCGUGUAUUUAUCCGCUGCUGGGCGCGCGGAAAAAUGGCUGGCAUUUUGUGGCGACGGAAUCCAACGACGAAGCCUACCAGUUUGCCAAAAAUAAUGUGGAAAGAAAUGGUCUCACCGAGAAAAUUUUAGUGACGAAAGGAGACGAGCAGUCGCCGCUAAUGUCCGCGGUAGAGUCAUCCGGGCGACACUUCACCUUCUGCAUGUCCAAUCCGCCGUUCUUCGAAUCCCAGUCGGAGCGCACCGAAAAGGCGUCGUACAAACCGCCGAAAUUGAGUGCCAACCCGGUAGCUGAAUCGGAUGCCGUGGCGGAGGGCGGGGAAGUGGCGUUUGUCGGGAAGAUGAUCGAGGAAAGUCUGCUCCUUGAAAAUAAAAUAAAGAUCUAUACCUCGAUGCUGGGGAAAAAAUCCAGCCUGACGCCGCUAAAAACUCUCCUCCACUCCAAGCACCUCGCCUUCACCACCACCGAAUUCUGCCAAGGUCGCACGAUGCGCUGGGGUCUGGCGUGGUCCACCAGCCUCAACCUGGACGACCACCCCCUCCCGCAUCCACUCAAAACCCUCAAGAAACCCGUCUCCUACCCCAUCGAUUUCGGCGCGCAGUCGGAGACCUCCCGGAUGAGCAUCUGCCUCCGCGUCAUGGAUCUCUUACAGUCCGAGCUGCAGAUGUACGUCGUGGCGGAAGGCGCCGGCAAGUGGCGGGUGGCGGCCACCGAGAUGACGUGGCGCAGUCAGCGUCGGAAGCGGCGUGAGAAGGAGCGGAUGGAGGUGGACGGGGAGGAGAGUGUCCCGGAGAACGGGAAACCGGUGGCGGCCGGCGGGUAUGUGCUGCAGUUCUUCCUGCUGGUGCGGGCGGAUGCGUUCCGCUAUGGGGUGGAGUUGGAGUGGGUGGACGGGGAGAAGCGGGAAUACCUCCACGAGGUGGUGGUGUUCUUGAAAAAUCGCUUGGCGGAGGUGAUCGCCAAAUAAAGGGUCUCUUGAAUAGUGUCUAUUUUUGUUUUAAUAAUUCUUGUUGACGAUUCGAGGUCUGAUUGCUCAGUCGCUUUUGCAGAUUGUGAUAUGGUUCCGGUCAGGUUCCGGUUAUGGGAGUCAUUAAGUGUUGCUGUUGGUUUGGUUACCUUUUUCCUGAUCUCUCAAUGAAUUGAAACCUUAUUG
Molecule: messenger RNA, 1586 nt
Organism: Paramacrobiotus metropolitanus
Lineage: Eukaryota; Metazoa; Tardigrada; Eutardigrada; Parachela; Macrobiotidae
Product: RNA N6-adenosine-methyltransferase mettl16-like
Exons: 3
Coding region: 99-1400 (433 amino acids)
Biological process (GO): rRNA base methylation
Cellular component (GO): nucleus
Molecular function (GO): 23S rRNA (adenine(1618)-N(6))-methyltransferase activity
Source: RefSeq, a predicted model, not a curated record